Messenger RNA from Durusdinium trenchii, 1919 nucleotides. The record is from the annotation of a GenBank genome assembly. Lineage: Eukaryota; Dinophyceae; Suessiales; Symbiodiniaceae.
CUCAAGCAACACGAAGAACACGAAACAGCAAACUUACUCGGCAUACUGAUGGUCUAUUCUCGCUUUCUUUGGUAUGAAACACAGAGGGGCGACAUGGCCCCAUGAUGGACUCGAGCCAGGUGGAGCUCCCAACGCUUGGAGACUUGGAGCUUCCGGAGGACACUCAGCUGCCCACAGAAGCACCGGAGGUACCAGAAGAGCUUGCAGAAGUAGAAGCUCCGAUAGAGGUUGCUCCGGCGUCUGGAGAGGUCCAUGCGGAUGUCGCGGAAGUCUCGGGAAGUGCAACACAGGUUCGAAGGAGGCUGGCUGUACAGUCGCCUGGCUUCGGCGUCUUUGCUCGGGCUGCGGCUGAAGCAGCUGCGGCCGCGCCGGUGCUUAAUGAUCCAUACCAGUACUGGGUGGCACCGGAAAGUGCAGAGGAGCGGGAAGCUAAGACCGCAAGAGAGAGGCUUCGAAAAGUGGCCAUCCUUGUGCUCAGUGAAGCCGAUGCUGAAAAAGGCAUGAAGCUUUCGGAGUUCAUGGAUAGCCUGGAGCAGCUUCAUCCGCAGGUGGCAAACGACAUGAAGACGUGCAGCUUCACGUCCGCGCAGGACAUGUUGAAGGCCAUGAAGAGCCUGGCCCGGCUUGGAGAAGCUGAGGGUGAGGAACGGCUCUUCCCCCUCUUCCCUCUGGAGCUCGAGGCGUCCAGCGACGGUGAGGUGAAGGAUGGCCGGAUGACGAUGAAAGUGGACAGGACUGGUGGUGCUGCUCUCGGGCUCAGCGUCGCCCCAGAUAAGGAGCAAACGGCCUUAGAGAUUCUCGACAUCAACGAUGGCCUUGUGAAGGAGUGGUGUCAAAAGAGGCCCAGUCGGAAGGUCUUCAAAGGCGACAGAAUCGUGGCCGUGAACAAGCUUUGCGGGUGCAGUCAGAAGUUGGUGGACCUUCUUCGACAGGAUGGACCUUUGGUGCUGUCGAUCAUGCGGGGCCCUCCACCAAGAGGGGGUCGUGGCGGAGGCGGCAAGGGCAAGGGUCGUGGUGAGGUGCGUGUGCCAGGGGCCGCGGCCAAAAGUUCCUUUCGUCGAAGGCUGGAGCACCGACAAACUCGCCGGUGCAGGUCUUUUGCUCAUCGCCCGUUGCGAGGCUACAGAAGUCGCAGCAGAAGUAGACGUUCAAGGGGAAGACACAAAGAGGCCUCCCACAAACGUCGCACUUCCAGGCGCGGAAGCCGCUCCCGAGAUGACCAGAAAACCCAGGCGCAGAUGUUCGAGAAGAUCUCACGUCGCGCCAUUUGUGCAGUUUGUAUGAAGCCUUUGGGAGCCUUCGGGACACUGGACCUCCGAAAGUGUGGGCAUCGCGUGCAUGCGCAAUGCCUUGUCGGCGUCGAGCGUGACGAGGAAGGUCAUCCUAUGUGCGAAGCAUGCAAGUUCAUUGCACGAUACAACAGCCUCAAGAGCAAGAAGCAUCAUCCGCGGAAAGAGGAGAAGACGAAGAAAAAGCGGAAACGAAGGAGUUCCAGCUCCAGGCACAAAAAAGGCCGAAGGCAUGGCAGGAGCAGCUCCAGCUCCAGGAGUGAAAGCAGUGCAGGCUGGGGCUCGAGCGAAGAUUCCAAACCUCCAGGCUUGCUCACGGCGAUUCGUGGCACGUCCCGCUUUUGCUCUGCCUGCGGACAGCACAUGGGCUGGGUGGAGAAGUUGACACCGAGUGCAAUGCAAUCGGCCCCACAGCCACUUUGUGGAAUCUGUCAAGCCAAAAAGGAGAAGCAGGAGAACGAAAAGGCGAACGUCGAGAGUGAAGAUCUCAUGGAGGUGGAUGCUUGGGGCUUCCAGAUGGCUAUGGAUCAGGUAAAGGAAGCAGCCUGCCCAGAGGAUGGAGCAGCCGUUCUGGAGGCGCUCCUCAAGUCGAAGCCCUCUGAGGAGUUCUUAAAGGAGGGCUCUUGGGAG